Molecule: messenger RNA, 1242 nt
Organism: Bombyx mandarina (wild silkworm)
Lineage: Eukaryota; Metazoa; Arthropoda; Insecta; Lepidoptera; Bombycidae
Source: RefSeq, a predicted model, not a curated record
GACAAAUAAACUAGUGAAUGUGACUAUAUAAUGAAGGCAGGGUCCUAAGUUAACGAAUAAUCCAUAAAAUACCUAAGAAAAAACUGAAGUGUUAACAAACAACAACCUACGAACUUUUCAAGUCUUUUCUCGCGAAACCAGGAACUAAUAAUUGUACCAAGGUCUAUGAAAGUGCCGGAGUGCAAGUGAAUGAAAAUCGCGAAAGCUAUCCCUUUUUUGGAAAACAUAACUUCUCUCCUGAAUGAGUCUGCAAUUUUACCUAUCUGUCAUAUCAAAAUAAUCUGGGAAACAGCGCCAUCUAUUAGAAAAAAAGCACACUACGUAUGAAAAAAACUAUCCAGCUCCACUAGAGGGCGCAACUAGUACCAAAACAAAACAGACAGCAUGGAAGAAAUCAUGAAAGCCUUACAAAAUAUUCAAAAAGAACUGAACGCUCAAAAAAUAGAAAUUCAGAAAAGUGGUGAAAAGGUGACAGAGCAAGUAACACUCAACAUAAUUAACAAAUUAGAAGAGAAAUUUUCCAUUUUGGAAGAAAAACAUCAAACUUUGAAAGAAAAUGUUGAACAACAAGAAAAAAGGAUUCAAUUUAUGGAAAAACAAGCAAGACAAAGAAACAUAAUUUUCUUCGGUAUCGAAGAGAGUGAGACAUCCUAUCAUAACUUGGAGAACAAUAUAUUGCAAUUCAUAAGUGAAAGACUGUUAUUAAAAUUGGAUUGUAGAGAUAUUCAAGAAAUAAAGAGAGUGGGGAAAAAGGGUGAUAAGCCGCGACCAAUAAUUGUAACCUUUUCUACCCUUGGUUCAAAGGUCAGCAUUCUCAAGCAUAAAAGAUUAUUAAAAGACACCCAAUACUACUUAAACAAAGACUACCCUAAAUACAUACUAGAAAAAAGGAAAGAACUACAGGAGGAAGCAAAUAGAGAGCGCGAGAAAGGAAAUAAAGUCACGAUAAAAUACGAUAAGCUUGUUAUAUUAAAAUCAAAUAACAAAAGAAUACUGAUGACUUCACCAGAGUCAGAUCCCAAUUCUCAAGCACUAGUUGGUAAUAGUACAACAAGACCCAUUAAGAAAAAAAUAAAACAAUCAAACCCAUAUAUACCUAGAUCAAAUAGUGUCUCAGAAGGAGUUCUUAAACCAAGCAUUCUAAGCUAUUUAGUAAACAAUAACGUUAAUACACCACAUAACCAAACCAACGAUAAAACCAUUAACUUACAUUCAUAACAAUCAACUUCCCCCUCCCUCAAC